GCACUUCAGGUGACGGAGCUGUGAUGGAGGCGCUGAGGUUGGUGUGUGAUUAGGAUCCGGUCGGAUCACGCGGAGCUUCCAGAACCGAACCUGUUACCUUCUUCUUGUUUUGGCGGAUUAUCUGUGAACCAUGAACGUGUCGCCUCCGGACCGCAGGAAGACCGUGCGACAGCUGGCUCUGGAGAUCGGCGUCCGAGUUCUGCUCUUCGGAGUUUUCGUGUUUACAGAAUUCCUGGAGCCAUUUGAGAGAGUAAUUCAACCUGAAGAGCUUUGGCUUUACAAGAAUCCUCUGGUGGAGUCAGACCACAUUCCUAAGAGGGUGAUGUUUGCAAUUUCAUUCCUUACCCCUCUGGCAGUGAUAUUUGUGGUGAAGAUAAUUCAGAGGACGGACAGAACGGAGAUAAAGGAGGCAUGUUUAGCGGUGUCCCUGGCUCUCGCCCUCAAUGGAGUCUUCACCAAUACCAUCAAGUUAAUUGUGGGCAGACCGAGGCCAGAUUAUUUCCAUCGCUGUUUCCCAGACGGACAGGAGAAUGACAAAAUGCUGUGCACUGGGGAGCCAGAAAUCAUCUCAGAGGGACGCAAAAGUUUCCCCAGCAGCCACUCCUCCUUUGCUUUCUCUGGUCUUGGUUUCACCUCCUUCUACCUGGCGGGGAAGCUGCAGUGUUUCACAGACCAGGGGCGGGGGCGGAGCUGGCGUCUCUGUGCCAUGGUUUUACCCCUCUACAGUGCUAUGAUGAUUGCUUUGUCCCGAACCUGCGACUACAAACAUCACUGGCAAGAUGCCUUUGUUGGAGGUGUGAUCGGGUUGAUGUUUGCAUAUAUCUGCUAUCGUCAGCAUUAUCCACCGUUUCUGCACAUGAACUGCCACCUGCCUUACGCCAGCUUGGCUGCUGCCACGCACACGCCUUCACACCCCCAGGAGGACCCUCAGCCUACUGACAAUGCCACCACCCUUCCCUUGGAGGGCUUGACUGAGGGGCCUGUAUGACUAGUGGCCACCCAGACACCCUCCAACACCAUCCCAAAUCCUCCAACACCGCCUCCCCCUGCCCAAUGAAGGACUGGCUCUUGUAUACAUUCCAGUGAACAGUAAU
Messenger RNA from Thalassophryne amazonica, 1094 nucleotides. It is a transcript of the gene plpp4, whose product is annotated as phospholipid phosphatase 4. The coding region runs from base 131 to 988 and encodes 285 amino acids. Gene Ontology annotation, biological process: phospholipid metabolic process. Lineage: Eukaryota; Metazoa; Chordata; Actinopteri; Batrachoidiformes; Batrachoididae. The transcript has 7 exons. The record is from RefSeq and is a predicted model, not a curated record. Gene Ontology annotation, molecular function: phosphatidate phosphatase activity.